CCGACCACAUCACGUAGUCACGAUGAACGGCUACCCGCCUGCAAUGGGCAUGCCUGCGCCGGCCUGGCGCGCCGUGAAGACGGCCGAUGGGAAGGAAUAUUACCACAAUGCGGCGACGAAUGCAACGACGUGGGAGAAGCCAGACGAGUUGAAGGACGACGUCGAGCGUGCGAUCGAAGGCACAGGAUGGGCGCGGCAGUUCACCCCAGAGGGAAAGGUGUACUACUACCACAAGGAAACUCGCGACACCACCUGGGCCAUCCCCGAAGAAGUCCAGCGGAAGGUGGACCUGGCGCAGUCGAACCAGCCGCCGCAGCGCCCCCCGCCCGGGCCAGCUGGGUGGGCCGCGGGCCCUGCGAGCGUGCCGCCGUCGAACGACUUCCGCCGGGAGCGCGACGAGUACCGCCCCGAGCGCCGCGACCGUGAGCGCGACUUCGACCGCGAGCGCGAGGGCUUUGGCGGCGACCGGCCGCGUGUAGAGUUCGCCGGCGGCAACGAGCUGUCGUUCAGCUCCACGCAGGACGCCGAGGCCGCCUUCGCCAAGGUGCUGAAGCAGAUGAAGGUCCAGCCCGACUGGGAGUGGUCGCAGGCGGUGCGCGCCGGCAUCAAGGACCCCAACUGGCGCGCCAUCCCCGAGCCCGAGAAGCGCGAGGAGGCCUUCAAGCAGUACUGCGAGCAGCUGCGCGCCCAGGAGAAGACCAAGGAGCAGGACCGCCAGGCCAAGCUGCGCUCCGACUUCACCGCUAUGCUGCGCUCACACCCGGAGAUCAAGUACUACACGCGCUGGCGGACCGCGCUGUCUUUUAUCGAAGACGAGAGCAUCUUCCGCUCCGCCCGCGACGACGGCGAGCGCCGCCAGCUGUUUGAGGAGUACAUCGUCACCCUCAAGAAGGCGCACGAGGAGCACGAGGCCGAGAGCCGCAAGUCGGCGCUGGAAGAGGUGCUGGGCCUGAUGCAGAGCCUCGACCUCGAGCCCUUCACCCGCUGGCAGGCCGCCGAGGCCAAGCUGGAGCAGAAAGAUGAGUUCAAGAGCGAGAAGUUCCAGUCGCUGACCCGCAUCGACGUCCUCAACCAGUUCGAGAAGCACAUCCGCCAGCUGCAGCGCGACCACAACGAACGCGUGCAGGCCGAGCGCCGCGCCAAGCACCGCGUCGAGCGCACCAACCGCGACGCCUUCACGAAGCUGCUGGACGAGCUCCGCGCCAGCGGCAAGCUCCGCUACGGCACCAAGUGGAAGGAAAUCCACCCGCUGAUCGAGCACGAGCCGCGCUAUACCGCCAUGCUCGGGCAGGGCGGCUCGUCGCCCCUGGACCUGUUCUGGGAUGCGUUGGAGGAGGAGACGGGCAAAUUCCGAACGCUGCGUCGCUACGCGCUGGACGUGCUGGAGCACCAGCGGUUCGAGGUCACCACGGCGACCCCAGUCGAAGAGUUCCUGAGUGUCAUGCGCAAAGAUUCUCGCACCGCUAACAUUGACGAGCAGUCGAUGCACGAUAUCUACACGUACAUCCUCGAGAAGGUCAAGAAGCGCGAGGAUGACGAGCGCAAGCUCGAGGAGUCGGACGAGCGCCACGCCGUCGACCGCUUGCGCUCCAUCAUCAAGCGCCUGGACCCCCCCGUGGAGCUUGCGGACACAUGGGAAGCGGUACGUCCCCGAGUCGAAAAGACCGACGAAUACCGCGCGCUGAAGACAGAUGCCCUCCGCGAGUCCGCCUUCGACAAACACAUGCAGCGCCUAAAAGACAAAGACACGGAGCGCCGCGACCGCAGCGACCGCCGCCGCGACUCACGCCCACGCAGCCGCGACCGCCGCGGCACCGACAGAGACCAUUCCUACCGGCCCUCCGACAACCCGCGCCGCGACCGCCGCACCCGCACCCGCUCGCCCGAGCACGACACGUACGCCGCAGAGCGCCGCCGCGCCCAGCAGGACCGCGAGGCGCGCUACCGCGACACCGAGCGAGCCGCCCUCUCGCCCCCGCCGCGCCGCGCCUACCGCGACGACGACCGCUACGAGCCGCCCCGCCGUUCCUCCACCGACCACUACCCGCGCGCCCGCCCAGACGACCGCUCCUACCGCCCCGACCCGCUCAGCCGCGCCGACCCGCGCGAAGGCUCCGCGAGCCUGGACUACGGCGACGGCGCGGGGCGCACGGCGCGGCGCCGCCGCGACAGCGAGGUCAGCGUGUCGCGCCGCGAUGUCAAGCGCCCGCGCUUCUCGCCCCGGCCUGAGACGGCGAGGGAGAAGAGUCCGGUUGUUAAGAAGGAGGAUGAGGAUCGUGCGAUGCGGAGUGGCAGCGAGGAGGGCGAGAUCGAGGAGGACUAGGGGGGUGUGGGGAUGCGCUGGUUGCGAGGCCGGGGGAGGAAUGGGAUUGGAGCACUGGAGCCCGACGGCGUGACGGCUUCUACGACGGGGAGUGCGAAUGCACCCUCUGUCUGUAAGAUGGUGUGUUGGGUAGUCGAGGGUUUUGGUAGGUGGAUGGGUCAGGCUAGGUGCAUGCAUCGGGCUGGGUGGAAGUAUUUGAACCUCAGUUUAGGCUUCCCCCCCCCCCCCGUAGGUAUCCUAUAGUAAUGCAGUGAUGUUUUUAUACACUGCCAUAUGCCUAGUAACACCC
Molecule: messenger RNA, 2612 nt
Organism: Boeremia exigua
Lineage: Eukaryota; Fungi; Ascomycota; Dothideomycetes; Pleosporales; Didymellaceae
Exons: 3
Coding region: 23-2323 (766 amino acids)
Biological process (GO): mRNA cis splicing, via spliceosome
Cellular component (GO): U2-type prespliceosome; U1 snRNP
Molecular function (GO): protein binding; RNA binding
Source: RefSeq, a predicted model, not a curated record